This is a messenger RNA of Ilyonectria robusta, 1530 nucleotides long. RefSeq names its product major facilitator superfamily domain-containing protein. Gene Ontology annotation, molecular function: transmembrane transporter activity. The record is from RefSeq and is a predicted model, not a curated record. Bases 1 to 1530 code for a protein of 509 amino acids. The transcript is spliced from 2 exons. Gene Ontology annotation, biological process: transmembrane transport. Gene Ontology annotation, cellular component: membrane. Lineage: Eukaryota; Fungi; Ascomycota; Sordariomycetes; Hypocreales; Nectriaceae.
AUGGACCGGGACCACAAUGACCCAGAGAAGAGCGCCCAGGUUCACACCAUCGACAACAUCCGCGUUUUGGGCCUCAGUGACGCCGAUGCCGACUUUUACGCAAACUUUUCCCCUGCUCAAAGGAAGAAGGUUAUCCGCAAGGUCGACGUCCGCUUGGUCCCUAUGCUCGCAGUCUUGUACCUGAUUUCCCAUUUGGACCGAGCAAACAUCGGCAAUGCCAAAAUUGAGGGUCUCGCAGAUGACUUGAACCUCGUUGGAAACCAAUGGAACAUUGUGCUCAGUCUCUUCUUCAUCCCCUACAUCCUUCUCGAAAUUCCGAGCAACAUCCUCCUCAAGAACUUCAAGAGGCCUUCCGUUUAUCUCGGAACUCUCGUCACCAUCUGGGGAGUCAUCAUGACUCUGCACGGCGUCGUCAAAGGCUUCGGUGGUCUCUUGGCUGUCCGCAUGCUCUUGGGUGUCUUUGAAGCCGGUUUCUAUCCCGGAGCCGUGUACCUCUGCACCUUUUGGUACAUGCCCAAGGACCUCGCCACACGAAUUGCCUACUUCUACUGCACCAGCGCUCUUUCAGGUGCUUUCUCCGGUCUGCUGGCUGCCGGAAUCGCCAAGAUGGACGGUGUCGGAGGCUAUGAGGGCUGGCGCUGGAUCUUCCUUCUGGAAGGUAUUGUCACAGUCCUUCUGGGCGUGUCUUGCUUCUUCCUCCUGAUCGACUCUCCCGCUCUUUCAACCCGCUGGUUGACCCCCGAAGAGAUUCGCUUCCUCGAGCUCCAGAGCUUCGUCAAGCAGGGUGGUCGCUUCGCCGAUGAGAACCCCGAGAAGAAGUUUGACUGGUACGACAUGAAGAUGGUCCUCAAGAACUGGCGCCUGUACAUGCAAGCCUACAUUCUUCUCUGCAUCAGCGCUUGCUCCUAUGGGACAAAGUUCACGUUGCCUUCAAUUGUCAAGGCCAUGGGAUUUACAAACACAAACGCACAAUUAAUGACUGUCCCAGCUUACGUGGCUGGUGCCCUUUCGUCGGUCUUCUUCUCUCGUCUAUCCGAUCACUUCCAUUGGCGUAUGCCUUUCGUUGCAGUUCCUUUGGGUCUUAUUGCAAUCGGUUACUCGGUCAUUAUGGGCUUUCAAGGAUAUCUUGGAGGAAGCCACAUUGGCCCAGGAUACUUUUCGCUUGUUCUCACAUGCAUUGGCAUCUACCCCGUGCAACCCGCGGGCAGCAGUUGGGCCGCCAACAACCUCGCCCCAGCAAGUCGACGAUCUAUUGGCGUUGCUUUUAACAUCUGCAUUGGAAAUAUAGGAGGGAUCAUAGGGUCGUAUAUGUAUUUGGACAGUGAAGCCCCCAAGUAUCAGACUGGCUUUGGUCUGUCCUUGGCCUUCGGCGCGUCGGGAGUCCUCGUGGCCCUCCUCCUGGAGUUGAGCUACAAGUGGGGCAAUACGAAGAAGGACAAGUUGUCAGAGGAUGAUAUCCGGGCUCAGUACAGCGAGUCGGAGCUGAUGAAACUCGGAGACAAGAGCCCUCUGUUCAAGUACACUCUGUAA